Molecule: messenger RNA, 3792 nt
Organism: Vigna umbellata (rice bean)
Lineage: Eukaryota; Viridiplantae; Streptophyta; Magnoliopsida; Fabales; Fabaceae
Source: RefSeq, a predicted model, not a curated record
UUAGCUUAGCUAGCUGUAGUAUGCAAGUGAAGAGAGAGAGAGAGUGAGGAGAUGGCGUAUUGAAUGGGCGAAGAUUAUCACGCUUUGCUUUUGCCUCCAAAUUGAUCUCUCUCUGCUCUGUCACGAUCUUCGAUCUGAAGCACUUUUUCUGUGAAGAUGGAAGCGAGUGCGGGAAUGGUCGCUGGCUCGCACAAACGGAACGAGCUCGUUCGGAUUCGCCACGAUUCUUCUGACAGCGGGUCUAAACCCUUGAAGAACUUGAAUGGGCAAAUCUGUCAAAUAUGCGGUGAUACUGUUGGAUUGACUGCGACUGGUGAUGUGUUUGUUGCUUGCAACGAGUGCGCCUUCCCCGUGUGUCGUCCUUGUUAUGAAUACGAGCGAAAGGAUGGGAACCAGUCUUGUCCACAGUGCAAGACUAGAUACAAGAGGCACAGAGGGAGUCCUCGAGUAGAGGGAGAUGAAGAUGAAGUGGACUCUGAUGACAUAGAGAAUGAGUUCAAUUAUGCCCAGGGAAAGGCCAAGGCCAGGCGGCAGUGGGAGGAAGAUGCUGACCUUUCAUCGUCGUCUAGACGUGAAUCUCAACAGCCAAUUCCCCUCCUCACCAAUGGCCAAACGAUGUCUGGUGAGAUUCCAUGUGCCACGCCUGAUACUCAAUCUGUGCGAACUACUUCAGGUCCUUUGGGGCCAUCUGAGAAGGUUCACUCACUCCCCUAUAUUGAUCCGAGGCAACCAGUUCCUGUAAGAAUUGUGGACCCAUCAAAGGACUUAAAUUCUUAUGGUCUGGGAAAUGUUGACUGGAAAGAAAGGGUUGAAGGUUGGAAGCUUAAGCAGGAGAAAAAUAUGGUACAAAUGACCGGUAGAUACGCUGAAGGGAAAGGAGGAGAUGUUGAAGGGACUGGUUCUAAUGGAGAAGAACUUCAAAUGGUUGACGAUGCUCGACAACCCAUGAGUCGUGUGGUGCCAAUUCCUUCAUCUCAGCUGACACCUUAUCGUGUUGUUAUUGUACUCCGGUUGAUUAUUCUUGGCUUCUUCUUGCAAUAUCGUGUAACACACCCUGUGAAAGAUGCAUACCCACUGUGGCUGACAUCAGUUAUUUGUGAGAUUUGGUUUGCCUUAUCCUGGAUACUAGAUCAGUUUCCAAAAUGGUCUCCAGUAAAUCGUGAGACUUAUCUUGAACGGCUUGCUUUAAGAUAUGAUCGUGAUGGAGAACCAUCACAGCUAGAUCCUGUUGAUGUGUUUGUGAGUACAGUGGACCCCCUUAAAGAGCCACCUCUUGUAACUGCAAACACGGUGUUGUCUAUACUUUCUGUUGAUUACCCUGUGGACAAAGUUUCCUGCUACGUAUCAGAUGAUGGUUCAGCUAUGCUGACGUUUGAAGCACUAUCAGAAACAGCUGAGUUUGCGAAGAAGUGGGUGCCCUUCUGCAAAAAGCACAAUAUUGAACCAAGAGCCCCGGAGUUUUAUUUUCAACAGAAGAUUGAUUACUUGAAGGACAAGAUUCAACCCUCAUUUGUAAAGGAGCGACGAGCAAUGAAGAGAGAAUAUGAAGAAUUCAAAGUACGGAUCAAUGCCCUUGUAGCCAAAGCUCAGAAGAUGCCAGAGGAAGGUUGGACAAUGCAGGAUGGAACUCCUUGGCCUGGAAAUAAUCCUAGGGAUCAUCCUGGAAUGAUUCAGGUGUUAUCAUUUUCUCCAAAGUGCAUGUAUAAUCUUUUUGCAGUUUUUAUAUUUUCAAGCUGUAAUAUUUGUUUUCUGCAGGUGUUUUUAGGUCAUAGUGGAGGGCUGGAUACAGAUGGAAAUGAGCUUCCUAGACUUGUUUAUGUUUCUCGUGAGAAGCGACCAGGCUUCCAACAUCACAAGAAGGCUGGAGCUAUGAAUGCAUUGAUUCGUGUAUCUGCUGUCUUGACCAAUGGUGCAUAUCUUCUGAAUGUGGAUUGUGAUCACUAUUUUAAUAAUAGCAAAGCUCUGAAAGAAGCCAUGUGUUUCAUGAUGGAUCCUGUUCUUGGAAAGAAGACAUGCUAUGUGCAGUUUCCUCAGAGGUUUGAUGGCAUUGACUUGCAUGAUAGAUAUGCCAAUCGUAAUAUUGUGUUCUUUGAUAUCAACAUGAAAGGUCAUGAUGGUAUUCAGGGUCCAGUCUAUGUGGGAACUGGUUGUUGUUUCAACAGGCAGGCUUUGUAUGGUUAUGAUCCUGUUCUAACUGAGGAAGAUUUGGAACCUAACAUUAUUGUAAAGAGUUGUUGGGGUUCUAGAAAGAAGGGAAAGGGUGGGAAUAAGAAGUACAUUGACAAGAAGAGGGCGAUGAACAGAACUGAAUCUACUGUUCCCAUAUUUAAUAUGGAAGACAUAGAGGAGGGUGUUGAAGGUUAUGACGAUGAAAGGUCACUGCUUAUGUCUCAAAAGAGUUUGGAGAAGCGUUUCGGUCAGUCUCCAGUUUUUAUUGCUGCCACUUUCAUGGAGCAGGGUGGCAUUCCACCUUCAACAAACCCUGCAACUCUUCUUAAGGAAGCAAUCCACGUUAUCAGCUGUGGUUACGAAGACAAGACUGAAUGGGGAAAAGAGAUUGGAUGGAUCUAUGGUUCGGUGACAGAAGAUAUCUUGACUGGGUUUAAGAUGCAUGCUCGUGGUUGGAUUUCCAUUUAUUGCAUGCCACCUCGCCCAGCAUUUAAGGGUUCUGCUCCUAUCAAUCUUUCAGAUCGUCUCAAUCAGGUGCUUCGGUGGGCAUUGGGUUCAAUUGAGAUUUUUCUUAGCAGGCAUUGUCCCUUGUGGUAUGGAUACAAUGGAAGGUUGAAGCCCCUGAUGAGACUUGCUUAUAUUAACACUAUUGUCUACCCCUUUACCUCAAUCCCUUUGAUUGCUUACUGUACGCUUCCUGCCUUUUGUCUCCUCACAAAUAAAUUUAUUAUUCCUGAGAUAAGCAACUUUGCCAGCAUGUGGUUUAUUCUGCUCUUCGUCUCCAUUUUUACUACUUCAAUUCUUGAGCUUAGGUGGAGUGGGGUCAGCAUAGAAGACUGGUGGAGAAAUGAACAAUUCUGGGUCAUCGGUGGAACUUCUGCACAUCUUUUUGCUGUGUUUCAGGGGCUUCUAAAAGUGCUUGCUGGGAUAGAUACAAAUUUUACUGUUACAUCAAAGGCAUCGGACGAGGAUGGGGAUUUUGCAGAGCUUUAUGUGUUUAAAUGGACAUCGCUUCUCAUCCCUCCUACGACGGUGCUUAUUGUGAACUUGGUAGGGAUUGUGGCUGGUGUAUCCUACGCCAUAAACAGUGGUUACCAGUCUUGGGGUCCACUAUUUGGGAAGCUGUUCUUUGCUAUCUGGGUCAUUGCCCAUUUAUACCCAUUCUUGAAGGGUCUCUUGGGCAGGCAAAAUCGUACCCCAACCAUUGUUAUUGUCUGGUCGGUUCUUCUUGCUUCAAUAUUCUCCUUGCUCUGGGUGAGGAUUGAUCCCUUCACCUCAGGCUCCAGCAGAUUAACCAAUGGUCAAUGUGGCAUCAACUGUUAGUUCUCUUACAAACAUUCAUUUUCUGUUGGUAUUCCCUCUUGUCUGGAGACACUCAAGGUUGCUGUCGUGUAUAUAGCAAGAAUUUUCAGCCUAUCAAAGUUGUUUGGAGGAUUGAACCCCUGAAAUUGAUGGGAAUGUACCCUCUCUGUAGCAUUCGUAUUUCUAUUGUUUAUUUAUCUACAUGUCCUUACAAGAAUAGUAAUGUUGAGGUGUAUGCAUUAUAUUUUUUUCCCACAAAAUAUAAAUUGUUUAUGCGAAUAUUUAUUGAAAGCAAACAAGGUGAUGUUUUUUGUUCUUUUA